CGUACCGACCAUUAGUCCGUGUUUGACGUCGUUGGAGUGAUCGUGUCUGAAUGCGUGUGUUCGGUUUGGUUAUUUAUUAUUUUCGUUUUCGUUUUCGUUUCGCGUAAAUAAUCGUAACGCAAUAUUUUAAUCGACUCGUCGCGUAACUGCGUACUUUUUAAUUAUUUAAUUGUUUUUUUUUUUUUUGUUUUUCAAACGAUUGACGACAUUUGUAAUAAUUUUUUCUUAGUUCCGAUUUUACUGAUUUUCUGACGUAUUUUUAUUUUGAAAAAUAUUAUUUCUUCACACGGCAUGUGUUCAUUAUUUUAAUUGGUUUGUGCUUGUAACUAAACACUGCAAAACUGUUUUACUUUGUGGGUGAAAUCGUGAGUACAAUGAAAGGUUGUCAACAGUGACACUCCAGAAGACUCGUCUUGGUCGAAAAAAUUGCAGCGAAACAAAGAUUACUAUCGUGUCUACGGUCCAACAUCGCGAUUUUCAUUGACGCCGAUCUCCUGAAUUCUUCUGAUCAGAUCGUAUUAUAUGAAUUGGUAGUUGUGAAGAGUCUGAUGGCACAACAGCAAUGAUGUCGAUCAAUUUGGUUUGGCUGUGUUUCCUACUGGUGUUGUUGGGUUACAAAUGGACCGAUGCUACAGAUCUAUCUCAAUGCAUGUCGGCACUCGGCAUGCAGUCCGGAAUGAUAAAAGACGAAGAUUUAACAGCUAGUUCUUCUUUCGAAAUUGGAAAUGUCGGACCGCAGAACGCCAGGGUACGUACAGAAAGAGAAGGGGGUGCUUGGUGUCCAAAAGAGCCUGUCACUAGGGAACCUACUGAAUGGCUUGAAGUCAAUUUACACGUGGUUAGAGUGAUCACAUCAGUGGAGACUCAAGGCAGGUUUGGCAAUGGACAAGGUCAAGAAUUCACCGAAGCAUUUCUGAUUGACUACUGGAGACCAAAGCUUGGAAAAUGGGUCCGAUAUAGAAACAUCACUGGACACGAGAUACUGAUCGGUAACAUCAACACGUACUUAGAACACAAACAAGAACUGAAUCCUCCGAUUUGGGCGUCGAAAAUUAGAUUCUUGCCACACAGCUACCACACCCGACAGGUGUGCAUGCGAGUCGAACUCUACGGAUGCCCGUGGACAGACGGUAUUCUUAGUUACUCGAUGCCGCAAGGUGAUAAACGCAGUCCAGAAUGGGAGUUCUAUGAUUCUACGUACGACGGAUAUUGGGAUGACGAGUUGCAAAGAGGUCUUGGACAAUUAACCGAUGGCAAAGUCGGACAAGAUAAUUUUAGGAUGGGAUACUAUGACUCCGAAAGAGGUCAAGGAUGGGUUGGUUGGAGAAAUGAUACGAGAAAUGGUCAAGCGAUCGAGAUUAAAUUUGAAUUCGACAAGGUCCGAGAGUUCACCGGGGUUCAUAUUUACUGUAACAACCAGUUUCAAAAAGAUGUACAGGUGUUUGCCGAAGCUAGUAUUUUGUUCAGCGUUGGAGGAAAAGUUUACUCUUCAGAACCGUUGACAUACACUUACAUGGAAGACAGAAUAUUUGAAUCGUCCAGGAAUGUCAGCAUCAAAUUGCACAGGAGAGUCGGUCGUUUCGUUAAGCUUAGGCUGUCUUUUGCCAACAAGUGGAUCAUGAUCAGCGAAAUAACAUUCGAUUCGGAUGUCGCACAAGGCAAUUUCUCCGAAGAAAGUGUUGUGCCGCUAGAACCGCCUAUUCAAAAGAACGGUUCGACGAUGAAAGAUCAUCAGGAUCCUCUGAGACCAGAACUUCCAAUCCCUACUGCCAAAGACGAGGACCAAACGUACAUGGCGAUCAUUAUCGGCGUGCUGAUGGCAGUCAUCAUACUGCUGGCGGUCGCCAUUUUCCUUAUCGUGUCCCGGCACCGGAGGAGGAAAUGCUUCGCCAGCCCGUUGGUGGGCAAGAGCGCACUGGCCACGGGUAACGGAUGUCCGGGAAUGUCGUCGGGCAGCAGCUGCGGCACGGGCGGUAGUUACAAGGAGGCCGGAACGGGCAGCUCGGCCAGCCACCACGGUGGCACCGGCCACGGCCAUCCGGCCGGCACCGUCAACGCUCACCUGCACGACAUGGACAGGCUGAUCCAACUGGACGCUGAACCGUACCAGGAGCCGUAUCACGCGCACACGCCGUUCUACAGUUACAGUACCGUGGUAGUCGGCCGCAACGUGGAUUCGGGCAACUCUGCGUACGAAUACGCCGUGCCCGAGACCGGAACCAUGCCAUUACUCACUUCUUCACCACCGCCACCACCGCCCCCGUCAGCUCCUCCUGUGGCUCCUGUCACGACCGACACGUUUGCCAGGAACAAAAUGUAUCCCACGGACGAAAGCAGAAGUAGUAAAAAAUCUUCGCAAAAACAAGAAUCCCAAACCGCAUUGAAACGCCGACUCGAACAAACGCCUGUGCCUGAAUUCCCACGGCACCGUCUGCGUAUGUUGUCCAAACUCAGUGAGGGUAAUUACGGAGCGAUUUACGUGGCCGAAGCGGAUGGUAUUAACGAAUACAACUCGAAAAUGACGUUGGGCAAGCGACUGGUGGCCGUAAAAUUCUUCUCGCCCGCGUUAUCGGAAAAAGAGAGAGCUGAAUUACAAAACGAUGUAAGGAUUUUGGCCGGCCUGGAAGAUCAAAACAUCGCUCGAGUGCUGGGCGUGUGCACCUCCGAACAGCCACUUUGCGUAGUCAUGGAAUAUAGCGAGCACGGCGACCUCAACCAGUUCCUCAAAACACACGUACCCGUCGAAGCUGCUCGGAACCUGCCGCCCACUGUGAAAACUCUUAGUUUCCAAUGUCUGCUGUAUCUUGCAACACAAAUAGCUUCUGGAAUGCGUUACCUGGAAUCGUUGAACUUCGUUCACCGCGAUUUGGCUACCAGGAAUUGCUUGGUGGGUAAAGCGUACAAGGUAAAAAUCAGCGAUUUCGGCACCGACAAUGAAGCGUAUUCGGCAGACUACUAUAAACUGGACGGCAAUCUCGGUCUUCCCAUCCGAUGGAUGUCGUGGGAAUCGGCGUUUUUGGACAAGUAUUCGACGAAGAGCGACGUAUGGUCGUUUGCCGUGACCCUCUGGGAGAUCCUGCACCUGGCCAAGUCGCGGCCGUACGAGGGUUUCUCCGACCACCGGGUGGUCGAGAACCUGUCGCACAUGCACGUGGACGACGGCCUGUUCGAGUACCCGUCCCGGCCCGCGUGCAGCCGGGACAUCUACGACCUGAUGCGCGAGUGCUGGAAGCGACAGGAGUCGGACCGGCCCACGUUCCGGGAGAUCCAUCUGUUCCUGCAGCGCAAGAACCUCGGCUACGCGCCCGCCGCCGCCGCGUCAUGACGGUCCGGCGGUGGCGACGGCAGUCGGCGCGAAGGAUGGCCGUUCGUCCUCCGGCAAAACGCGUCCUAUCUGCCCGGGUGCGACGCAGACUGAGCGACGACGACGGACCGCCGCGCCGUUACACAUGGCGUCGGGGUAGAGUCGGUCGACUCAUAUAGAGGACACUCGCCCGACGUCUGAAAAUUCUGCAAACUGUUUCGACAAUCUCUUUUGGCGCUCGGGUUCUACGAUAUUACAUGUAAUAAUAAUAAUUAUUAUUAUAUAAUAUUAUGAUAGCUCGCGAAGCCGCCACCGCCGCACGUACAAAAUGCGUCGUUUAUUUGUUAAUAUUGUUUGUUUUUUUUUUUUUAUUUUAUCUUUUAUUUCUCUGUUUACUGACCGACGUCACACUUUCGACAUCAUACUAUCUCCUAUACCAUAUACUCGCGUAUUGGUAAUCCACCGAAUCUAUAAUGAAUUAUAGUACUGUCCGUUCUCGGUCGACAUUGACUGCUCGCCAGUUCGUACGGUAUCUAUUUUUUUUUUUUUUUUUUUGUGUUAUCGUGUACAUACAGACAAACCAAUUUUAAAAUUAUUCGAAUUGUAAAUUGUAAACGCUAUGUAUAAUGUUAAUAUAGACUGAUAGAAAAAUAGGCAAUAUCGACCGUACGGAUAUUCGCGUCCGGCGUUUUUUCCGUCAUCGUUUUCAAACGCGAUGACAUUGCGCAAAUAAACACUACGUAUAUUAAGUGUAUCGUAUAAUAUUAUAUUAAACAAUAAGUACGGGCUUGUGCGGACGUAAUUAUUUUUAUAUAACUGCACCGUUGCUUGUCAUUUUAGAUUCUUCUCGUCGUGAUACAUUAAACGUUUUGUGUAAAACGCUAAUAAUCGAAUGAAUUAACAUAUCUGCUAUUUCCAUUUUAAUCGCUUGUAUUGUUUAUCGUGGCGAUUCUAGUGGAGAUGUAGUUUGCCUAUAUUUAUAUACAUAUUGUAAUAAUAUUAGACACGUAUAAAAGUCGGGCGGUUGAUUUUGUCCCUCACUCCUCACAGCUCCUCUCCAUCAAUCGCUCGAUAUUAUCCUCAAAUGUUCAAGAACCGACAUCCGUCGAAAUUACUUGCAAUAAUGUACUAUCUAAGUUGUUCAGAAAUCGAAAUCAUUACAUUAUAAUAUUGUAUAUAUAGAAUCAUUAUUAAUAUAAAUAAUAUAAUAACUAGUCAAGCCUUUUAGUAUUUUAUUUUUUACUCGAGACGAAUAAUGUGUACAUAAAUAAUUAAUUGUUCGGCUAAUGUACAAUAUUUUACACCUGUUUAAAGCAACCUGUAUUAUUAUAUAAAUAUUUUUUUUUUUAUAUAGAUUGUGAUAUUUAAGUUACUUUAAAAAUGUGACACUUUUAUAUAGUACACUCUAGAUAUUAUAUUAUUAUCAUUAUUAUUAUUAUUACAGUAUGUAAAAUGUUUAUUGUUAAUUCAUCAACUUACUUGUUUUUGAACAUUGUAUAUAUUAUUUAAUUUUGAUUUAUUUAUGAAAUGUACACUACAUAUUUUAUAUUUCGACAUAUCAUUUAUUUUGUUUUGGCAAAAAUUUUCAAAAACAGAAACCACCGCUUGACCCGAAUUUAUUUCGUGUCAAAACCUAUUCCCAUCGCAAUAACAAUAUAUUAUAUAAUAUAUAAAUGUGUGUGUAUAUAAUAUAUACUAUAAUACUGUGUAGUUAAAUUGUUUUUACAAUAUUUUAAUUUUUAAUUGUCCUCUGGUGUAUAUUUUUGUUAUAAUAGUUAUCAAUAUAGAGAUAUUAUCAUAUCACUUUCUUGUAAAUCAGAAUUAUUUAUAAGAUGCUAUAAAUCAUCAAUAAAUUACUGAGAAAAACUA
Molecule: messenger RNA, 5173 nt
Organism: Aphis gossypii (cotton aphid)
Lineage: Eukaryota; Metazoa; Arthropoda; Insecta; Hemiptera; Aphididae
Product: discoidin domain-containing receptor tyrosine kinase B-like
Exons: 18
Coding region: 563-3325 (920 amino acids)
Biological process (GO): cell surface receptor protein tyrosine kinase signaling pathway; multicellular organism development; positive regulation of kinase activity
Cellular component (GO): signaling receptor complex
Molecular function (GO): collagen binding; protein tyrosine kinase collagen receptor activity; ATP binding
Source: RefSeq, a predicted model, not a curated record